Messenger RNA from Pocillopora meandrina, 2651 nucleotides. The record is from the annotation of a GenBank genome assembly. NCBI's taxonomy places the organism in Eukaryota, Metazoa, Cnidaria, Anthozoa, Scleractinia, Pocilloporidae.
UUUCGUAGUACGAGACUGUCAGAGGUGCUCGAGGAAGUCGUUCGAUAGAUAAACGUCAGAAUACAGGGUAACAGAUAUGACUGCCACUAAAGCAAUUUUUCAACCACAGUGUCCUCGAAGAGUGAGACCAGACAUCACUCCCAGCCGUUCAGUUUGCAGACAGCUCUUUGGGCCUGUUGACCACGUACAAUUGCGAGCAGAUUUACUCCGCGAGAAGGAGAAACUUAGCGUGGACAACAAUCAGACGUGGAAUUUCGAUUUUGAAAAUGGUGUUCCUUUAGUAGGAAAGUACGUCUGGGAGAGACUAUUUCCUAAAGUGAAUGGAGAUAGAACAGUUUCACGUUUUACUGACCAAGUCAGUGAAAUGGAAACACCGGAACGAUUCAGUCGCGCUUCAACGGAACUUACUACUACACCUACUACUACGACAAGCUUAGGCACGUCGACAUCAGAUGGCUCGAGCUCUACACAAGAGACUGUAUCGAUGAAUGGCAAAAGUCACCCACAAUCUCGCCUGAGGCAAAUCAGGAAGACUAAAUCUACAGGAAAAAUAACGGGUGAGUCAAGAAAUAUUUCUGUGUAAUGUAUUGUUGAUAUUUAACUCUUCUCUUUGGCUCGUUGAACUAACUCUCUUAUGAUCGUCGACGUGACAUGUUUAGCACGAGAUGAUCGUGUUUCAGCUGAACGCUAGAUCUGUUUGCAACUUUCCUUUUCAAGAUUCCACUGAAUUUUGUUCAUUCCGUGAGAAAUAACUGUCAUUUCGUUCGUUCAUAUGUGACCAAUCUAUGGUUAUUAGAUGUAGUAAUGAUAAUAGUCUUUUGUCAGCUGGGUCAAAUGCGACAAUAAACCAGGCCCUUGGUAUCGAUUUGCAUUGGUUUUUAUAAAUCCUUUGUAAUCUCUCCUUUCAGAUUUUCUGCGAUCAGCCAAAAGACAAAGAACGAGUGAAAAGGGACCACGAAGCACUAAACGAAGAUCAAUCCCGAAACAAACAAGUAUAGACUUGUUCGUUCGCAAACAAUAACUAGGCGUUUCAAUUAAGGUCAGUAGUUUUAUAAGCACUAAAUCGAUAUAACGGGUUGUGUAACACAGCAGUUGUACUGUAAUUCAUCCGUGAAUUUCCUUUCGUGACAAACAGAGCAAAAUCUAAAUUUUUACGUUGCCUUAAGAGGUUUAUUGGUGAUGUUUUCAUUAUCCUGGUGUAUCGAUUAUUCCCUAAGGAUGUCCCCACAGUGAACAGUUGUCACCGAAUGCUCAUUUGUUUGUCUUCUGUCAAAAAAACUCAUUGGAUUACUGAUCACCGACCUCGUUGAAAAAGAACUGUUUACCCAACGGUCUCAAACUAGUUAGAGGCACGUGUCGCCAGUUGAAUUUUAUUUAAAGUGAACGCGUUCAUUUCUGUAAUGGAAUGUUUUAUGAGUACAUUCCAUUCUAGAUUUUAAUACGUGUUUCUCUUCUCUUUCUAAAUUGACUCUACAUCGCCAAAAAAAAAUUACAGCUAUUUCACUUUUCGGUAAUGAUGUUGUAUUUACUUUAAAGUAAUUGAGUUCUUACGUUUGUAAUGUUCGAGUACUUUUGGCAACAUUUCGAUGUUCUAUCGAUAAAAUUUCGUGUAAUCUUGGGGCUUAUAUUGCAUCCGAGGAAUAUGGGGCGUGUUCCCUUGAAGACAAAAGGUAGCUAUGUGACAAUAUCGUACUCACGGAAUAUGAUAUCACAAAAAUAGUAGUUCUGAAAAACCUGAGAUCACAUAUUUUUAUUAUUUUUUAGCGCAGUUCCAAUGAAAUUAUGGCACAAGCAACACCAUUCCAAUUCCAUUUCAUUGUCAAGACAAGUCAGUGGACUGGCUGAUGGAAUGAAGUUUGAUUGUCUAGCAAACAGGAAUGAUUAGAGAAUCUAAGUCUAAAAAAAAUGUAAAUAAUGCAGAUAUAAGUGUUCCAACUGGGAAACAAGGAAUAGAAAAGCUACAAAACAGCCACUAAGGCUUAAAUUAUUCUAUUACUGAUGUAAUUCACUCCGUGAAGGAUAUUUUAUCAUAUUGAUAAGUUUUUCUUCAAGGGAAAUGCAUGUCAUCAGAGGAAAAGAUGACUCUAGGGUGGUCAUGCAUGGUGCAAUAGUGUUAAUCCCAUUCAAUUUGCUACAAGUUCUGUUGAAUCCAUAACAAUUCUUUCAAGAUGUAGUUUCAUAGAGUUUUGUUGCUGUCAUUCCUAAGGAAAAGCUUGUAUCAGUGUCAGCUUUCUUCUUGACUCUGUACCCUUUCUGGGGUAACUUUUCUAAUUAUCCUUUGCACAUUCUCACAGAUCAGAGUUAAAUGUCUUGGUGGUUCCCAGUCUAUUAUGAUGUAAAUUCAUGUUCAAAGGCUUAAAAUAUUUGUCUAAAAAACAAACAUCGCCUCUGUAAAUUAUAACUUAAUUGAAGAAAUCUGAAGAAUUGAAAUCUUUAUUAAAAAAAGCAAUUUAAACCAAGGUUAUUCAAUGUCAUAAUGUGAAAUCAUUACUUGGUGAGGAGGGAAGAGAGCUCUACAAUUCAACUUAAAACUUUCCCCAACUUUUCACUCCCCUUAUGUAAAGUUUAAAUUCUGUGCACUGUUUUCCACACAUCUCCCUUAAUAUUAGUGCUGAGAGUUUGAUUUGAUGUUGAAUAAAGCACCAACCUGA